This is a messenger RNA of Mucor velutinosus, 2466 nucleotides long. It is a transcript of the gene PPH3, whose product is annotated as phosphoprotein phosphatase PP4 catalytic subunit. The record is from RefSeq and is a predicted model, not a curated record. Gene Ontology annotation, cellular component: cytoplasm. Gene Ontology annotation, molecular function: mRNA binding. Bases 1 to 2466 code for a protein of 821 amino acids. Gene Ontology annotation, biological process: post-transcriptional regulation of gene expression. The transcript has 9 exons. Lineage: Eukaryota; Fungi; Mucoromycota; Mucoromycetes; Mucorales; Mucoraceae.
AUGAUCAAUUCUCCUCCUCCUCCUCCUCCUCCUCCUCCUCCUCCUCCUCCUCCUCAGACAUUAAUGCCUAAAGAGGAUUGUGAUAGCUAUGAAGAUUGCAUACGAGAUACACAUCAGCAAAUACACUCCAGUUAUAAUAUCACGGAUCAAGACAUUCAAGCUACCAUCAGUAGUCUGACGAUAUCAGAUCAACAGCAUCCAAUGGACACCCUAUUAGACACGAGACCUUCCAAUGUAACUGCUACAACAACCUCUACAAGCACUGCUUCUACUACCACUGCUACUAGCAAUGCCAUGUCAUUUCGCAGCAUAUUCGCAAACAGUACAGCAUUCACGCCUCAAUCGACCGACAGACAUCUCUUUCGUAACAACUCCUUUUCCAUCCAGCCAGACUAUCCCAAUACAUUGAUGCGUUACAAUGACUAUGAAAUGGACGGUCAUCAGCAACUGUCUAGACGCGAAAGCUACCCCAACUUGGUAAGUAGCACAAGCUACUUGGCAGGUGAACAAACCAACAGCAGCAGCCAUUAUUCUGACUGGCACGGCUAUUUACAAAAUACACCUUCACACGCCAACUACCUUAUGCAGCCCUAUCCACAACAGCAACAACAACAACAACAGCAGCCAUACCACCGCAAAUUUUCAAUGGAUGUAGCUCCCUCUUUUGCCUCUAAAAGACUGGACAUUUUGGACAAGUCGAAUAGCAGAUUGACGCCAUCCUAUUCAAACCCGGAUUUAUCAUCUGCAAGACGCAUGGGUAGUUUAGAUGCAGACGCUCGAAAUGUGAGACGAUAUGAUCAAAGUGCGUUGGACGAUUUCACUGCUGUAGAUCAUCACCAUCCAUAUCAGCAGACAGCAAGUAGACUCCCCAUUAUCUCCUCCUCCCCCUCAUCGUCAUCGCCCUUAAUGAAUGGCAGUAACUCUAUUUACAGUUCCUCAGCAGCUCCAUAUCAACAAGUGUUCCCUAGUUUGGUGAAUGCUGCUGCUGUUGCUGCUCCUCCCUUGAUGUCUCCUUCAACCAAUACUAUGAACCCUCUGUUGGCUACUCACUUGAUGCGACAGAUGAGCAUCAGCCAUAGUAGACCUACAUCACCUACAUUUAGCAGAAAGAAUUCGAUUCAGCAGCAAUUGAGAAGAACCAGUUCAGCUACGACCAUGAAUGCCAGCAUCAACAACUCUACCCAUGCCAUGUCUACCUCACCUGAGCAAGACCGUUUUGCUACUAUCCGCUUGGAAGACGUAGUAGAUGAGAUUUACUCCCUUUGCAAAGAUCAGUAUGGCUGUCGAUUCUUUCAAAAAAAGCUGGAGGAACAGAAACCUGAACAGCGUGAUCUCAUAUUCACUCAAAUAUGUCCUCAUUUUGUAGAGCUAAUGACAGACCCCUUUGGCAACUAUCUUUGUCAAAAGCUGAUGGAAUACUGCACUGAUAGCCAGAGAACAGAAAUUGUUGAGCAAGUCGCCAAUGCCAUUAUGCCCAUCUCCUUGAAUAUGCAUGGCACGCGAGCAGUGCAAAAGAUGAUUGAGUUUUUGACACUGCCAGAACAGAUUCAAAAGACCAUCGAAGCUCUGUCUCCAAACGUGGUAGCGCUGAUCAAGGACAUCAACGGCAAUCAUGUCAUUCAAAAGUGCUUGCAUCGACUCUCUUUUGCCGAUAAGCAAUUUGUCUACGACGCCGUCAGCAAAAACUGUAUUGAGGUAGCUACUCAUCGACACGGCUGCUGUGUCUUGCAAAGAUGCAUUGAUUUCUCUGCUGAAAAUCAAAAGAAACAGCUGGUGGAUGAAAUCAUUCGAAAUGCAUUGACGCUUGUGCAAGACCCUUAUGGCAAUUAUGUUGUGCAGUACGUGCUUGAAUUAGGAGAUGCUCAAUUCUCGGAUAAGUUGAUACGUCAAUUCAUUGGACACAUCAGUGGACUCUCUGUGCAAAAGUAUAGCUCCAAUGUCAUGGAAAAGUGUAUUCGUGUUGCUGAAGAAGACACGCGACGACAUUUAAUUGAGGAAAUGGUCAACCGUCCCCAGCUGGAGAAACUGUUGAAAGACUCGUAUGCUAAUUAUGUAGUUCAGACUGCCUUGGAUUUUGCAGAGGAUUCGCAGCAUCAAAAGUUGGGUGAUUGCAUUCGUCCUUUGUUACCUGGCAUUCGAAAUACCUCUUACUGCAAACGCAUUCAAGGCAAACUGAACAGAGAGCAAAGGCAACCAGCCCUUCAGCAGCAGCAGCAAUCUCAAAAUACACAACAUCAGCAAAGCUAUUUCCAGCCAAAUUACACCUUGGGAAGCGUAGGGCCAGGAUUAGGAGGGGGAGGAGGAUCAGCAGCAGGGCACCAACAAGGAUUAAGUGGAAUCCAUGGCCAUGUUCAUCCUUUGAUGGACACCAAUGAACUGAACUUUUCCACCAGCAGCAAUACUGCCUCUCCUUUUGUGGGCAACGUUGCUCAUUACAAUUUUUCCACUGCCUUUUCCAAUCCUUGA